UGAUUCCCACCGUGGCCCUGUGUGUGCGCGAAGUUUGCAUGUUCUCCCCGUGCUGUGGGGGUUUCCUCCAAGUACUCCGGUUUCCUCCCCCAGUCCAAAGACAUGCAUGGUAGGCUGAUUGGUAUAUCCAAAGUGUCCGUAGUGUAUGAAUGGGUGUGUGAAUGCGUGUGUGAGUGUGCCCUGCGAUGGAUUGGCACCCUGUCCAGGGUGUACCCCGCCUUGUGCCUGAUGCUCCCUGGGACAGGCUCCACGUUUCCCCGUGAUCCUGAAGAGGAUAAGCGGUAGAAGAUGGAUGGAUGGAUGGAUGGUAUUCAGCAGUGAAUACAGAGCUAGUUUGCAUGGUUGCAGGGGUUUCCUCUGGGUAGUCCAGGUACUCCCUCUGGAGUACCCAGGACUCCGGUUUCCCCCAGAAAACAUGCGCUGUAGGCUGUUUGACAUCUCUAAAUUGUAUGUCAUGCAUGAGUGUGUGCGAAACUCUGCCCUGUGACAGUUUGGCACCCUGUCCAAGGUGUCCCCCCAACUUGUGCCCCGAGUCCUCUGGGAUAGGCUCCAUCUCCCCGCAACCCUGUGUAAUAAGUGGUACAGAAAAUGGAUGGAUGGAUAACAGACUGAUGUACUGUCUCAUGGACAGUGGUAUUGUAAAUAAACCAUAACCAUGAUGUUUAUAUAUUGUCAUAUUAAAAAUGUAACUGUAUAAUAUAGUUACACAAUUACUGUUGCUGCCUUUCCUGUUUAGAACUUUUUAGAAAAUUUACUCAUGUAAUACAAUGUAAAAACAAAACAAAACUGAACUGCUUACUGACAGUCACUUUACUGCAAAAGAAAGAAUUACUUCUAUUAAUGUAACAUUUAGAGUCAUAGAGGAAACAAGCCAAUAAAUGUGGUGUUUUCCCCAGGAGGCUCUGACACAACUUCCGCAAUUUCAGUUACAUCAUACCUUAAUUUCUUGAGCAGUGUGGGCUUCUGCCAAACAGACGAAGAUUUUACCCUCACUAAUAUCAAGAAAAAAGAGAUACAAAAUGAUUCGCUGUUGUACUGCGGCACAAGGACAGUAUGCUGAGUUUGUGUGCCUAAAUUUUGUGUGACAAUUACUUUGUGGUUUUCCAACAGAGAACUGGAAAGUUUGGGUUUCCGAGACGUCAUUGCACCACACAGUUUGACUAACGCCCUCUUUCGUGUUGUAGAACGUAAUAGGUGUUAGAUUCAAAGAAAUGAGGCCGCACCAUCACAGGCAGAAAUGAUAAAGGAAGUGACUGUUAGUAGAGACAACAUGCUGCCAGAGGCGAAGAGCAGCUGAACAUGUGGCUUCCCUUCUGAACUAUCAACAGACAAGUUAGCAUGUCUUGUCUGCAAGACAGAUUUUCACCACUUCCUUCCUUAAAUCUGGGACACCUUUGCAUUCAGUCAUCUGAGUACUGUUAGGGUCCCACAAUUCAACACCUUAUCAAGGUCCCUUGUAAUGACAUCAGCUCAUCCAACACACUGGAUAAAUUGUGAUACAUUCUAAGUUAUUUCUACAGCACCUCUUUCCAAAAAUGAAGUCUACAGCAGGUCCCAUUAUGAAGGAUGAGAAUUGUGUGGUAAACGACAAGAUGGUGCCAUUUGGUACACUCUACAUCAUUAUCUUCCUGAUAGGCAUGGCUGGCAGCCUGGUGGCACUCUGGGCAUUUAUACACAGUAGAAACUCCAAGAAGUGCAUGAAUGUCUACCUGAUCAACCUUCUGACCUCUGACUUCUUGCUGACAUUGGCAUUGCCAGUCAAGAUCGCUAUAGACUUUGGUGUGGAAUCCCAGAGACUAAGAAUUUUCCACUGUCAAGUCAGUUCACCACUCAUCUACAUCAACAUGUAUGCCUCUAUCAUAUUUCUUGCUUUUGUUAGUGUACAACGUUACUUCCAGAUCACCCAGAGCUCCAAGCUGUUCCGUCUACAGGAGGUGGGCUUUGCCCUCAUGAUGUCAGCAGUAGUCUGGCUUCUGGUGCUCUUCAUCAAUGUCCCCAACAUGGCCAUCCCAAUCAAGGACAAGAUUUCUAAUAGCACUUUAAUAACAUGUAAAGAUAUUAAGCAGGAUGUUGGCAAGCACUGGCACACACUCUCGAUUUUUCUUGGCAUGGCAAUUUUCAUGAACGCCUCUGUGGCUGUGCUUAUGUCCAACGGCCUGGUGCUGAAACAGUUUUGGGGCAAACGUGGAGGAGACCCUGAGGAAGAGGCCAGUGCUCACCAUGCCACUCUCAAUAUCGCAAUGGUGACAGUGGCUUAUGUUGUGUGCUUUGUGCCAUAUCAUGCAGUUCGAAUGCCUUAUACAUUUACACAGAAUGAGAUAAUCACUGACUGUGGCAUUAGGAAGCAUCUAUUCUUAGCCAAAGAGUCCACUUUGCUUCUUGCCAUCCUAAACCUGUGCUUUGACCCAGUGCUUUAUUUUUUUAUUUGCCCCUCAUUCAGACAUCAGAUCACACAGGUUUUUACUAAAAGGAGAAACCUAGACAGAAACAUUGAAUCUGACCCAGAUCAAAAGCUACAACUACAGCCAGUUACAUAAGCAGACAGAAUAGAUGUCAGAUUAAAAAAAAAAGUCUGAAACAGGAUGUCAUUUACCAGCACUGCACUAGGCAUGCAGUGUGUCAGGGUCUAUAAAACCAAUACGGAGAUGCCAGAUAUAUAAGCAACAAGAGAAAUAUUAUGUUCUCUCACAUAAGUCACAAAGUUUCUACCAGAUAAACAACUAUGUAAACUAUUAACAUAAUAUUAAAACUAUAAUAGGUACAAUUUAAAGCUAAGCUGCAUACAAAGUAUCUAAGACCAAAAAUGAAUCAGGUUUUUUUUGUUUGUUUGUUUUCACAAAAUAGGAAAAAUCUUGAACUGCCUAGCUUUGCACAAUGAAAACAUCCUGUUUACUAAUUCUGUUUACUAGGUCUACAUAUUAACAUUUCUCUUAAUAUAUUGUGCAUUUUAAUUUACACAAAUGGAAUUAGUUGCUCAUAUGUAGAAUUAAAUAAUCCUGAGAUUUCAAAUGGAGGAAAUAGCAGACAUUAAUUUAAUGUAUUUAGACAAUAGAGGAUAUUGAACAGUUUAAUGUCAUGCAGAAAAUUCUUUAUAGUUUUCUAAAUGCUGCCACUUGACUGCAGGAAUUUGAACAAACAUCAGGCAAACCAUCAUGGUGUUGUGCCUUUAUGUAAGAAACAUUAUGUAACUCCUGUUUAGCUGAUUAUUUGAAUUUGUAAUAAUCUUUUUCAAACACUGAAUGCUUUUACAUCUGUUGGUGGAAUUUACCAUAUCAGUAUUCACAGUUAUAUGGCUCCUCAUGAGACCAAGUUUUAAUGCGUAAAUAUUUACUGUUCAGACUGGCUAAAAAUUAUUUUUAACCAAUUACCAAGAAAGUAACCAGUUUUAUAAAAUAUGAGCACUGAAUAGAUCACACAGGGAAAAACCCUGAAAUGACUCAUUGUUUCAGUGUGUCACACUGCUUUCUCUGACACCCAUUAUGUUUUCACUUUUACAUUUAAAAACUGCUUCUGAUUUAUAAAUCUUGUAUAUUUAUCUUAGUGUGAUCUUUUCUUCUCUUCAUGUUUAUAUAAUCAUCGGAUAUUUUCCAGUAAAAAGUACCACAGAUGAGAGAUGCGGGGAACCCAAAAACAGAUAGAGACCUGUCUAUGAAUCAUGCCUUGACUCAUGCCUUAAAUGGUUGACAAAUGUUAACACCUACUGGUUAUUUCUCAUCACUCCAUGUCUAGACAUAUUCAGUUGGCCAAAAAGGCCAGAAUGUUAAUUUAGCUAUAACAUGGGUUUUCCCAUUUCAUAUGCUGGAGUAUUUUUCAUUUAUAAUUACAGAUGUGGUAAGGAAUGACAUUCAGAAUGUUUAAAAAAAUAAAUAAAUAAAUAAAUUAUAGUAAAUCACUCUUAGUAACAAGGCUUUAAAAAUUGAAAUCUUAAAACAGUAUUUUAACUUUAUAAUAAUGUAAAUGAAUUAAAAACACCAAACAUUAGUAUUGCAUUUGGAAAUAUUGAAACAUUCCUGUAAGACCACAAAAUAUGUCUUAAACACAAACUGAUGCAUUUGUAUAAUUAUGUAGUAGUCUUAUGUGGGAGAGGACUUUUGUUUAUCUCUGAUUGAAGAUGUUAUUUUAAUUAAUAAAAGUCUUGUGAUUUUGCUGA
Messenger RNA from Ictalurus punctatus (channel catfish), 4150 nucleotides. RefSeq names its product G-protein coupled receptor 171. Bases 1536 to 2537 code for a protein of 333 amino acids. Gene Ontology annotation, molecular function: G protein-coupled purinergic nucleotide receptor activity. The record is from RefSeq and is a predicted model, not a curated record. Lineage: Eukaryota; Metazoa; Chordata; Actinopteri; Siluriformes; Ictaluridae. Gene Ontology annotation, biological process: G protein-coupled receptor signaling pathway. Gene Ontology annotation, cellular component: membrane. The transcript has 2 exons.